GUCGUCAUUACGUCUUUCCCUACAAAAGUACUUUUUUGUACCUGUUUGCUUCAGCUCUUUUGCCAAUUCACCCUUUACUUACAUGGCUCCCCAAAUUGGAGCUGUCGUAGUCGACCGAACUCUUCCAUUUGUCUCCCUAGCAUUACUGGGUUAUACCUGGUAUGUGUAUGUCUUUCGAGUAUGCAUCAGUGCAAUCUACAAUGAGCUCGGUAAAAAAGCAGAAGCAGUUGUCUUCAUCGUCAUUGCUUGUAUAUUCUGGGUGUUUUCUUUGUGGAGUUAUGCAGUAGUACUGGCAACGGGGCCAGGAACUCCUGAAAAGAAUUAUCCACAACCAGUCCAACCACCUCCGCUGGCUGAAGCAAAUGCCAACUUGCCUCCACCAGCGACUUCUCCGCCAUUCGCAUAUUCUCCAGAAGGAUUCGAUAUGCAGACGAUGCAUCAGGUACCUGUCCUGUCGGACCCUCCUACCGACCCCUUUGUGUCUGUCACUCAGCACGAUGGACGACCAAGGUUUUGUGAACAUUGUCAACGCAUCAAGCCAGAUAGAGCUCAUCACUGCCGUGAAUGCGAUUCUUGUACAUUGAAGAUGGACCAUCAUUGUCCAUGGGUCAGUGGCUGCGUAGGACAUGGGAAUUACAAGUUUUUCUUUCUGUUUGUUGUUUACACAUCAUUGUAUGCUCUGUGGGUAUUUGCUACGACUUUGCCGACGGUAAUAGAUGCGGUUGCCAAAAGGGGUUUCGAUAUAGAUGUGCAAUGGAUUGUAACUAUUGUAUUGGCAUUUUUGUUCGGAUUUCUAUUAUUUGCAUUCUCGUGCGUUCAUGGAUAUUAUAUUCUCACCAAUACCACAACCAUCGAAUCCAUAUCGGAUCGGCCGUAUUAUCUUCGAGUGGAUUUCGACCGAACUGGCUACAGCUAUCAAAUAGUGGCCACUGACAUAGGGGAAAAGCUGUGGGGCCUAGGAUAUUCGGCAAAUUGGCGAUCUGUCAUGGGCAAUAGUGUUGCUGGAUGGUUUUUCCCUAUCAGAAACGUUCUAGGCAACGGAUUCACCUAUCCUUUUAAUUCUGAGGUAUAUGAUAAAACCGUACGUCGCGCAAGGGAUCAAUCACGCAUGUCCGGAAUGCAACAAAAUGACAGUACACUACCAAGCAUGGAUUCUCCUCCUCCAAAAGACACCACCCCCGCUCCUAUGAGUCGGCGCUAUAGCAGCGAAACAGAUUCAUUAGUUUAAUCCUGACCACAUACUUCAUCGUUGGCUUCAGAUCAAUCCGUGUGUAAAUACCUAUCUUGCCACUUGACUCUUCUAUUAUUUCGCUGUCAAUAAUGCAA
This is a messenger RNA of Umbelopsis ramanniana AG, 1326 nucleotides long. RefSeq lists its product as uncharacterized. The record is from RefSeq and is a predicted model, not a curated record. The coding region runs from base 83 to 1228 and encodes 381 amino acids. Gene Ontology annotation, molecular function: protein-cysteine S-palmitoyltransferase activity. The transcript is spliced from 9 exons. Gene Ontology annotation, biological process: peptidyl-L-cysteine S-palmitoylation; protein targeting to membrane. Gene Ontology annotation, cellular component: endoplasmic reticulum; Golgi apparatus. Lineage: Eukaryota; Fungi; Mucoromycota; Umbelopsidomycetes; Umbelopsidales; Umbelopsidaceae.